Molecule: messenger RNA, 7932 nt
Organism: Epinephelus lanceolatus (giant grouper)
Lineage: Eukaryota; Metazoa; Chordata; Actinopteri; Perciformes; Serranidae
Gene: tpp2
Product: tripeptidyl peptidase 2
Biological process (GO): proteolysis
Cellular component (GO): cytosol
Molecular function (GO): serine-type endopeptidase activity; tripeptidyl-peptidase activity
Source: RefSeq, a predicted model, not a curated record
ACCGUGUUGCUCUCUUCCCCAUUUCGCUGCUUUGUUUUCAUUGUCGCUCUUUUGAUCAUGGCUGCCCAUUCUACCGAAGAACCGUUCCCCUUCCACGGGCUGCUCCCCAAAAAAGAAACCGGCGCCGCGUCUUACCUCACCAGGUUCCCCGAGUACGAUGGCCGAGGAGUGCUCAUCGCUAUCCUCGACACCGGCGUGGAUCCCGGGGCCCCCGGCAUGCAGGUCACAACUGAGGGAAAGCCAAAGAUUGUCGACAUCAUCGAUACAACAGGCAGCGGUGACGUGAACAUGGCGACGGUAGCAGAACCUAAAGAUGGGACAAUCGCUGGCCUCUCUGGUAGAACACUUAAGAUCCCUCCUGCCUGGGUCAAUCCAUCAGGGAAGUAUCGCAUUGGAGUUAAAAAUGGCUACGAGUUCUUCCCUAAGGCUCUCAAAGAAAGAAUACAGAAAGAACGAAAGGAGAAAAUGUGGGACCCACCACACCGAGCAGCACUAGCUGAGGUGUCUCGCAAGACAGAAGAGUUUGACCUCUCUCACCCAACACCCUCACAGUUAGAGAAAUUGCAGAAAGAAGAGCUGCAGAGUCAGUCAGAGCUGCUGGCAUCACUAGAAAAGAAGUACAGUGAUCCUGGUCCCGUGUAUGACUGUGUGCUCUGGCAUGACGGUGUCACAUGGAGGGCUGUGGUCGACACUUCAGAGAGCGGAGAGCUGUCCCAGUGCACUGUGCUCAGCUCCUACAAAGAGUCGCAAGAGUAUGCCACAUUAGGAAACGCUGAGAUGCUCAACUACUCUGUUAAUAUUUAUGAUGAAGGAAACACACUCUGCAUUGUCACCAGUGGAGGAGCUCAUGGGACACACGUGGCAAGCAUUGCAGCAGGUUACUUCCCAGAGGAGCCUGAGCGCAACGGUGUGGCCCCCGGUGCCCAAAUCUUGGCUCUGAAGAUUGGAGACACCCGCCUCAGCACCAUGGAAACAGGCACAGGACUCAUCCGUGCGAUGAUUGAAGUCAUCAACUACAAGUGUGACCUUGUUAACUAUAGCUAUGGGGAAGCCACCCACUGGCCCAAUACAGGGAGGAUUUGUGAGGUGAUCACAGAGGCUGUGCAGAAGCACAAUGUUAUAUUUGUUUCAAGUGCAGGAAACAACGGCCCGUGCCUCUCCACGGUUGGCUGCCCGGGGGGAACCACCAGCAGUGUCAUAGGAGUUGGAGCAUAUGUCACUCCAGACAUGAUGGUGGCAGAGUAUUCCCUGAGGGAGAAGCUGCCUCCCAACCAGUACACCUGGUCGUCCAGGGGCCCCAGUACAGACGGGGCCCUUGGGGUCAGUAUCAGUGCCCCUGGUGGAGCGAUUGCGUCCGUACCCAAUUGGACUCUUCGUGGUACCCAGCUGAUGAACGGCACAUCCAUGUCAUCCCCAAAUGCCUGUGGAGGCAUCGCACUAAUCCUCUCAGGACUGAAGCAAAGUGGGAUCCCUCCCUCUGUUCCUGCGGUGAGGAGAGCGCUGGAGCACACGGCUCUGAAGGUUGAUGACAUCGAGGUGUUUGCACAGGGUCAUGGAAUAAUCCAGGUGGAUAAGGCAUUAGACUACCUCAUUCAACACGCCACUUUACCCACAAGCCACCUAGGCUUCACAGUAACUGUGGGAUCACAGAGAGGCAUCUACCUCAGGGACCCAGCCCACGUCCUUGCACCCUCAGAUCACGGAGUAGGAAUUGAACCCAUUUUCCCGGAAAACACGGGGAACUCGGAGCGAAUCUCCUUGCAGCUACAUUUGGCGCUCACAUGUGCCGCCCCGUGGGUCCAGUGCCCCUCCCAUCUAGAGCUGAUGAACCAGUGUCGUCAUGUCAAUGUUCGUAUCGACCCUGUGGGACUGAGAGAGGGCGUGCACUACACAGAGGUGUGUGGGUAUGAUACAGCAGCACCUACCUGUGGCCCCCUAUUCAGAGUCCCAAUCACAGUUAUUAUCCCUGCCAAAGUGACGGAUAGUCGUAAUCAGGAGGUGAGUUUCACAGACGUCCACUUCAGACCAGGCCAGAUCAGACGCCACUUCAUCACUGUUCCUCAGGGAGCCUCCUGGGCAGAGAUCACACUGACGUCUCAUUCGGGAGAUGUGUCGUCAAAGUUUGUCCUCCAUGCAGUGCACUUGGUCAAGCAGAGAGCAUACAGAGCUAAUGAAUUCUACAAGUUCUCUUCGCUGUUGGAAAGAGGCUCACUAACUGAGGCUUUCCCUGUGCUGUCAGGAAGGGUAGUAGAGUUGUGCAUUGCACGCUGGUGGGCAAGCUUGGGUGACGUCACAGUGGACUACAACAUCUCGUUCCAUGGACUGAACAUUUCCCCUUCACCCCUGCACAUACAUGCCUCAGAGGGAGUGACGAGUUUCGAUGUGUCGUCGCCUCUGAGGUACGAGGAGGUGUCACCCACUAUCACCCUCAAGUCUUGGGUUCAGCCUCUCAGGCCCAUAAGUUCAAAGAUAAAAGCCCUGGGACUGAGGGAUGUUCUGCCUAACAACCGACAACUCUACGAGAUUGUCCUCACCUACAGCUUUCACCAGCCUAAGAGUGGAGAGGUCACCCCCAGCUGUCCCAUGCUGUGUGAGCUGCUGUAUGAGUCUGAGUUUGACAGUCAGCUCUGGAUGCUGUUUGAUCAGAACAAGAGGCUGCUGGGCUCAGGGGACGCCUACCCACACCAGUAUUCUCUGAAGCUGGAAAAAGGGGACUACACUGUGCGUCUGCAGGUCCGCCACGAGCAGUCCAGCGAGCUGGAGCGCCUCAAGGACCUACCGUUUGUGGUUUCUCACCGUCUGUCCACCACACUCAGUCUGGAUGUCUACGAGUCGCACCGUGCUGCUCUCAUGGCCAAGAAGAAGGCAAACUCCAUCACCUUGUGCCCGGGUGCCACCCAGCCCUUCUACGUCACAUCCCUGCCAGACGACAAGAUCCCAAAAGGGACGAGUCCAGGAUGCUAUCUUUCAGGCUCCCUGGUUGUCCCCAAAAGCGAGUAUGGCAAGAAAGCAGGGCAGGCCUCUGCAAAACGACAAGGAAAGUUUAAAAAGGAUCUCGUUUCAGUCAUCUACCACUUAAUCCCUGCUCCCAACAAAGCAAAGAACGGAGGGAAGGAGAAGGACAAGGAAGGAGACAAAGAGAAAGACGUGAAGGAGGAGUUUGCAGAAGCCAUGAGGGACUUAAAGAUUCAGUGGAUGACAAAGUUGGACUCCAGCGCCAUCUAUGAUGAACUAAGGGAGACCUACCAAGAUUACCUUCCGCUGCAUGUGCAAAGACUGCACCAGCUGGACUCUGAAAAGGAGCGUUUAAAACGUCUCAAGGAGGUGGUGUCAGCAGCCGACUUUGUCAUCUCCCACAUCGACCAGACAGCCUUGGCAGUUUACCUCACCAUGAAGACAGACCCGCGGCCUGACGCUGCCUCUAUCAAGACUGACAUGGAGAAGCAGAAGUCGUCCCUGCUGGACGCUCUGUGCAGGAAGGGCUCAGCUCUGGCCGACCAGCUCCUGCUGCCCCCGGCACCGCAGGACGGCGCUGGUGCUGUCUCCACGGGAUCAGCGGCAGCAGAAGAGGAGGUUGUGGAACAGGUGGCCAGCAGUUCUGAAGACACCGUGCAAAACGUGGUUAAAACACUGACAGAUACAUUUUGGGAGGUGCAGAAGUGGGCGGAGCUAACUGACUCCAAGGUGUUGAUGUUUUCCUACAAACACGCUCUCGUGAACAAGAUGUACGGCCGAGCCUUAAAAUACGCCUCAAAGAUGUUGGAGGAGAAGCCCAGCAAAGAUAACAUGAAGAACUGCAUCCAGCUCAUGCGACACCUCCGAUGGACACACUGCGCCACCUUCAGUGAGAACUGGCUCCCCGUCAUGUACCCCGCAGAAUACACACCCUUCUAGGCACAGACGCACAUGCAUGCACAAGCAGCAUGGCCAUACAUGGUUCAUUACAUGGUAACCUCGAUAUCAUGUCCCUCAGGGUCACAUGGUCUAUGCAUCUGGUUUUUCAAAUUUAGAUGUAGGUGGACACCAACGUGAAGGAUAACGCUGGGUGUAAACGAUUUGAGGCACUCGACACCUUUUAAGGCAAGAGGGGAUCGUGCUAAUCCUGUCUCUAAAUGUCUCGCUGAACAUCUCAGCUCUGCAGAGCGUGUGGCACAACAGUUCAUUUGAUUACCACAAGCAAAAGAACUAGAAGCUUAAAUUUUUUUAAAUGAUCCAAACUUUUUCCAAGGCUUGUUGACUGUGUAGGUCACUUCUUUCUUAGUUGGGCGUUAUCCUUUAUUUUGGUGUCAUCUACACAUUUGGAGACUCUCACAACCCCACUCAUCCUCAGCUGUACGGACUCCAUAUCACAUAAAUAACCUCCGUCUCUCGUGUAAAUACUGUAAAAGGGCCAGUGCGGACUCCAGGGAUGCAUCCCAAGUCUUUGUAAAAAAAAAAAACAAAACAAAAAACUGUGACCCCAUCUACUCACUUUCAAAAAACCUGUUAUGAUACUUCGGUGAGAAGACAGGACUUGCUGCUGCUCGAUUUUCGGACACACGAAGGCACGCAGAGUCUGCCUGAUCCCUGAAUGAAAGGGGAGACAGAACUUGAUAUCUCAUUUCUUUGUUUUUCUUUAUGUGGUUUUUUUAUUGUUGCAGCCGGGCCGGGUUUGUCUGUCGUUCGAGGCUUUGACUUGUGUACACAGAACACAAAACAGUAUGGAGGUGCCUUUCUACAUGUACCUUACCUUUCUCUGAUGGGAUGGAAAACAGCGCGAGGCUGCGGAAUCAGUAGCGUCAGUCAACACUUAGCCGCUUGCAGUCAUUUCACCCAUCAGCCUUUGGUGUCAAAUAUGUUUCACAGCUCGUAUCUGCAGCGUGACGUGUCCGUGCACUGUAUGCAGGCCGUCAGUGACUUGUCAGGUAGCAGUAAGCCACAGACACACUUUUCCGGCUUCUGCUUACCUCCAGAGGUGUUGGCCACCCACGUCAUGCUGCAGUUACCCGAGCCGCACAUUUGACGACCAUCUUAACAGACCUCACUAACGUAACAGAUGCAGUCAUGGGCAGCGGAAAGGAUGUUCAGAUUUUCAUUGUAAAAUGUUCACGCAGUAUUAGACAUUUCUCUGCAGCAUUCAAAAUGUUGCGUUUGUACACAGUGUCAUAAAAAUGUACAUACACACAUAAAAAAAUAUUAAGAUGCAAUAGGUAUAUAAUACAAAUAUUAUUCUAAUUGAUGUAUUUUGCAUAUAUGCAUGUCUUCUAGGAUGUAAGGAAAAGCAGUUUUAUUUGGAAGAAGAUUUUAGUUUGUUUCAAUUUGAAAGAUUUUUAAUCCCAAACAAGAUUCUGAAGAUGAUCCACUGUUGUUCUUCUCAUGAGUGUGUGUUUGUGAAUGACUUUACGUGUUACUUGUGAGCAUAUUUUGUGUACAUGAACAUUUUACCCAACAGAACUGAAAUCAUAGCCAACUUAGAGGGGGUUAAACAUGAGUCUGAUUUUUUUCUUGUCAGAUACCUUAUUUACUUUAAAGGACCGUGCCAGUGGUUUUUGUAUGUUUAAUCUGAUUUGCUAUGAAACAUAAAUACUUAACAUCACGGCUGAUGAUUUUGCUUAUUAUGUCAUUUUAGAUUUCUUAUGGAUUUUUCCUGCCAUUUCAAUUUAAUAUAAUAGGAGAUAUUUCAAAACCUCCAUUGAAUUUGAGAAAUGUAAUUGCAAGGGCCUUUAAUGCAGUCAUCUUUUCACAAUGGUGGAAAUAAGUUUUCAGUAUUUCACACACAAGGUUUCUGUCUCACUGCGUAGAGUGGUCUGAGUUUAAUAUUUCUGAACACCAAUCAGGGGUUAGCAUCAUUUCAGUCAAAACACAAUGACAGUUUUGAGGUUUUAUGUGUACGUUACCACUGUCUGCACCCACACAGAGCUGCUGAAGCAGGGUUAGCUGAAUUUCUGAAUGUUAAACUUAUUAAAUGAUAAAUAACAUUUUCUCAAACUUUAACUUUGGUGCUUGUUCAUUAAUAUUAAAUGUCACAGAAAAGUACUUCAGAUUUGAAAGUACGUUUGUUAAGUGUUUUUAAGUGGUAUUAUUGUUAGUGACAUUGUUACAAAGACAAACGGAUCAAUUUUCACAAUCACUUAGGUUGUUUCUCGGUCUGCUGUCUCCACUACUGUGGAUAAUGACAGUCUUCAGUAACUCUUAUUUUCAGAAAAAAUGUGCUUCAUUUGUGCCGUGAAUUGAGUCUUUAUAUUCCCCGCAGAUUGUACCCGUGGCGGACAAUUGCAUAGUGAAAUCCAGGCUUACAGGGAACCAGUCUAUACGCAGGUGGUGUCAUUGCUCCGUAGCCAUUUCAUUGUGCAAUCAAUAUUUGCCUAAUUUUGACAAGUAAAAGCCAAAAAAUGUGUAUUUCCACUUUCAUCAAAGUGGCAGCGUCGUCGUUUGACAGUGCAGUGUAAUUGCAUAUUUACUUAAAAAGCCUUUUUUGCUUUAGUCUGCAGAGAUAAUGAAACUUUGACAAAAAAUAAAUGCAGAUUGAUGUUCACUUUGAUGCAACUUGAGAGAAAACUCCACCAAUUUACGCAUAUGUUAGUUUCAUGAUUAGCUUUUCUUUUCUUUUCAAUGAAAAUCAAACUCGAUGCAGCAGAACCAGAGCUAUCUGGAGAUAUUUUCCAUUUUAAAACUUGUAGUGUUCAGCCCCAGUUGACAAAGACAGUUCAUCUGUGAAAUAAAAAACUGCACUGCAUGCCUUUGUAAGUGGUCAGCAACAAUUUCAGGCUACAACAGUGGAGUUCAAAUGUGCAAAAACACUGGUACGGUCCUUUAAUAUAUCACCUGAAUCAUGUAACAAAUGAGGACGUGUGGCUGUUUGUUUGCACAGUGCCUGUACAAAAGAGGGCAAUGCUAAAGACACAAACAACAUAUCCACUUUUUAAUCUUUAUAUUUGUGAUUCUCAACCUUUUUGGCUCGUAAAAGUGUAAAAGAAAAGUGUGGUUUCCUGUCACAGUGUGUAGUAUUACCAGUUUACCCAAAGAAAGAUUUCCCCAUGUUAGCUGGUGUAAUUGUCAAAGGAAGCGUGAAGGCUAAUAAUGAUAAAAUUGGACAUAAUGAGUAGAGGAAAGAAGUAGAUUCACCUUUAGACCAAGCAGUCUGAGAACCACUGGUCUGUAUAAAAUGGCUCUAAUUAUGUUCUAAUUAAGUCCUCUGACAUGUAGAAGGUGCAUUCCUAAGAGUGUAAACGCAGCUGCUUUCAAGUUGAGGCCUUUCGUCCUCCUGGGAGUAAAUCUUUUAUAGGAUGACUGUUGUGCAUACACAGCGAAUCAGCGGUCACAACCCAUGAUGACCCCGGGUAAAGACACCUUGUGUUUCUGUUUUUAGCCGUGACUCGUGUGCACUUUCUGCAGAGGCCUAAGAAGCCUCUCCCAGUGCACAGGGCUUCCACAGGGCUUCACUGGAGUCAGUUGGGUUGGACAGAAUCUGUGCUCAUCGUCUUUACUUUUUGCAUCUUCAGUUUCCUCCUGCUUCUUUGUCCUCUCUCCUGUGUUUGGGGUUAGGUUCAGGCAGAUGUUGCGUUCAGGGCUCAGCUGUCUACAGUAGGCGUUGCCAAUGACAGUCUCUCCGAAAAUGGCCUUAAACUUUCACCACAGGACUGUACCGUCCAUUUCUGGCACCAAACAGACGUCUCUGUAUCUGUUGCUCUCACUCUGCUGGUGUCAGGAAAAGACUUCAGAAAUGCUUCUUCUGGAUGUGGAGUGUUUAUAUUUGUAGUCAUAAAAAUCUAGUAAAUGCCAAUAUUUUACAGAAUGUUAUGAGAUAAGGUUGUAUGCUCUUAGUAUUAUUUUAUAUCCAUUCUUCCUCGAUGACGUGGGAAAGACCUGUGCUACUGUCACACUAUUUUGUGGUCACGUGGAAUUAAGUCACAAACAAGGAAAACAACACUGAAUAAAAAUGAUUUGGAAGAA